Messenger RNA from Vespula pensylvanica (western yellowjacket), 6477 nucleotides. RefSeq lists its product as uncharacterized. The record is from RefSeq and is a predicted model, not a curated record. Gene Ontology annotation, molecular function: synaptic receptor adaptor activity; ionotropic glutamate receptor binding. The coding region runs from base 215 to 5701 and encodes 1828 amino acids. Gene Ontology annotation, cellular component: dendritic spine; postsynaptic membrane; postsynaptic density. NCBI's taxonomy places the organism in Eukaryota, Metazoa, Arthropoda, Insecta, Hymenoptera, Vespidae. The transcript is spliced from 17 exons.
UCUCUCUCUCUCUCUCUCUCUCUCUCUCUUUCUCUCUGUGUGUAUGUGUAUGUGCGUGCAACUUCCGGGGGUUGUUUUUGGCAAUGGCCGACCGUGCUGUUGGUGAUAUCGUGUGUUAACCUGGGUGGAGGGUCGAGCUAUUGCAGGGGUCGUUGAACGUUGUGGGAUGUGAUUCCGUGACCGUGGAAUCGUCAGGAAGAGCGAGGUCCUCGCAAUGGAGGCGGGACCGAAUCAGCAAUCUCAGCAGCAGCAACAACAACAACAACAACAACAGCAACAGCAGCAACAACAAGCUCAGCAAGGAUCACAACAACAAUCCGCAGCUAACGUUUGCUCGGGCCAGUCACAAUUGGCCAGUUCUCAGGUCGCCGUUGCUUCAGGCCAAUCCCAAGGUCAUACACAACAAGAUACCAGUGGUAUUGCCGUGUCAGAGGCUGGACCAGUCGAGGAAGGUGUACUUCUUGCUAGGGUUCACGUACCGGAACUCUACGUUAGCAAGUGUCUUCAAUUUCCUAAGGAUCAACUCGUUUGGGACGUGAAGCAACAAUGUCUGGCAUCUUUACCCAAGGAGGUGGCCACUUGGUACAGGGAGCUGAAGGAGAGCUUCAAUUAUGGCCUCUUCUGUCCUCCAGUCAAUGGAAAGGCUGGAAAAUUUUUGGACGAGGAACGUCGCCUUGGCGAUUAUCCUUUCAAUGGUCCUGUUGGUUACCUAGAGCUGAAGUACAAAAGGCGUGUCUACAAGAUGCUACAUCUCGAUGAGAAGCAGCUGAAGGCGAUGCACACGCGUACCAAUCUACGAAGGUUGUUAGACUAUGUAGCUAAUAGUCAAGUCGAGAAAAUAGCUAAGAUGUGCAGCAAAGGCCUGGAUCCGAAUUUUCAUUGCCAGGAGACAGGAGAGACGCCAUUGACAUUAGCGACGAGUUUAAAAAAACCAUCGAAAGUGAUCAUAGCCUUGGUUAAUGGUGGUGCCCUGUUAGAUUAUCGUACGAAAGAAGGUUUAACGGCAAUGCACCGUGCCGUUGAAAGAAAUAGUUUAGAGGCUGUUAAAACUUUAUUGGAAUUAGGAGCUAGCCCUAAUUACAAGGAUACCAAGGGUCUGACGCCACUUUAUUACAGCGUUAUCAACAAAACAGAUCCGAUGCUUUGCGAGACAUUAUUGCACGAUCAUGCUACUAUUGGGGCACAGGAUUUACAAGGGUGGCAAGAAGUUCAUCAGGCUUGCCGAAAUAAUCUGGUCCAACAUCUCGACCAUUUACUAUUUUAUGGUGCCGACAUGAACGCACGUAACGCGUCUGGUAACACCCCGUUACAUGUCUGCGCUGUUAACAACAAUGAUUCCUCCUGCAUACGUCAGUUAUUGUUCAGGGGCGCACAAAAGGACAGCCUGAAUUAUGCGAAUCAGACACCUUAUCAGGUUGCUGUUAUCGCUGGUAACAUGGAACUAGCAGAGGUCAUCAAGAAUUAUCAGCUCGAGGAAGUUGUACCAUUUAAAGGGCCACCUCGGUACAACCCAAAACGACGAUCAAUGGCAUUCGGUGGAACGUCAAUGAUGUCAACGAGCUGUUCAGCUAGCAAUCUGGGGACCCUGACUAGGAUACCAUCAACGGAACAACAUGUCGCUGGUGGAUCUAAUACUGGUAGCUUAACACGUACAAUAUCAGUGGAACAAUACUCGAGUACUGGUAACAGUUUAACAAGAGUACCAUCAGCUGAUCAAUACGUAACUACAACAACAACGGCAACAACAACAACGGCUAGUCUAAACAGAGUAUCUUCUGCGGAUCAACAAUAUGUUAAAAGUGGUGGUAUAACAGUUGAGCAAUAUACAACUGGUACACUUGUUAGAGUACCAUCAUCCUCGUCAUCUUCCUCUUCCUCUUCUUCCUCUUCUUCUUCUUCUUCAUCAUCGUCGUCGUCUACUUCGUCAUCUUCUUCUACAACAGCCGAACAACAACAACAACAAUUACAACAACAAAAUCAACAACAAAACGAUCUUACUACCUUGACCAGAAUAAAUCAUCCUCCGUCCACGGAAUCAUCAACAACAACACCGAUCCUAGUUGUAGCACCAGUAAAUACAACUGUUGUGAAUCGAGUACCGUCCAUCGAAGCUACCAGAAAUGAUAUACAAAGAAUACCGUCCGAACAACAACAACAACAACAACAACAACAACAACAACAACAACAACAACAGCUACAGCUACAACAGCAACAACAGCAACAACAUCAACAGCAACAAACGUCGCAAUCCUCGCAAAUUUUACAACAUCAUCGUAAUCAUCAUCAUCAUCAUCAUCAUCAUCAUCAUCACCACGUAGCUACUAUCAGAACGACUGAACAACAGAACCGGCAUAACUCCGAGUACCAGAGUCCAAAUUCACUGAGGGAUCCAAACGCGAGAUUGCCGAUGGAGAACUAUCAGAACAUAAGAAUGGAGGGCCUGACGAGGCUGCAGGAACAUCGGCUCGAGUUGCAACACCGUUUGGACAUUCACAGGACAAUGGAGAUGCCACCAUCACCGUCCCCCAGUAGCAGAAGUCUUGCACCUUUCAGCUCGGCUAGCUCGAGCCUAUCAGAAGGCAGCAAUCAACCGUCCGGUGAAGAUUCUGCUAGCAUUGUUACAGACAAAAGUCUUGGAGAUACAGCGUCCGAUGUGAUCAGUGAUAGCUCAGGAGUUGGUACCUCGCAAUCGGACACUACCAAUUCAUUGUCAAUACCCGGGACUACUGUCGUCUGUGUUGAAAGCUAUAACAGUGGGAUACUUGGACAUUUGACGAUCAAUCAAGGAGAUAUUCUUGAAGUUACCGGUGCUACAGAUUGUGGUUUACUCGAAGGAGUAUUACGUGGCCAAGGUACAGGAUUAUUUCCAGCACAUUGCGUUCAGGAAGUUAGACUACGUCAUACCAAUAUCCCAUUGGGUCCGCAACCAACCAGAGAUGGAAGAAAUAGGGUACUUGGUCGUAGAGAGUCCCAACACAAAUAUUUCGCUACCGCGCCAAGAUUGAAGAAACCAGUUACUUCUGAGCCGCGUACGGUAGUCCUACAUCGUUCGAGGAAAGGUUUUGGUUUUGUUUUACGUGGUGCCAAAGCUACGUCACCGUUGAUGGAACUGACACCAUCAGCGAGAUAUCCUGCUCUACAAUAUCUCGAUGAUGUUGAUCAAGGUGGUGUAGCCGAUCUUGCUGGUCUCCGUAAAGGAGAUUUUCUUAUCCAAAUCAACGAAGAGGAUGUGACAACAGCAUCUCACGAGCACGUUGUCGAUCUGAUCAGAAAGUCGGGCGAGUUGGUACGAAUGACAGUUGUCUCGCCAGUGAUCAGCCUUCCAAAUUCUCAAUCGGCAGCCGCAUUGCCGACUAGUCAACCUAUUCAAAGACAGUAUGCAACAUUGCCGCGUAAAGGUAACAACAAUGUGCCAAUUGGUGGAACUUUAGGUAGAUCACCAGCACCAAUGCCACCGCGUAGAGAUCCAAAAACAACGUUGAGCGUGGGCCGUGCUAGAGCGAGAUCUAUGGUCGCUGGAUUAGUAGAAGGCGGUGGGGAACGUGAUGACAGGGACGAGAUCACAUCGACCGGAGCUAAAUCUAGCAGCGCGGAAUCCAUUCAUUUACCUCAGCAACCAUCUACCGGGCCAAACACAGGUCAAAACACACCUGUGCAACCAAGAACGGCCAGUAUCAGAUCGAGGCCAACGUCUAGUAGAAUAACAGCCGCUGAACUCGAGGAAUUAUUCCAACGACAGCAAGGUAGUACCAGCGGCCAAUACAGUUCGUCGAUGAUGAGCUCGCACUUUCAAACUGGUCAAUCUACCAAGUCACAUCCUUCCUCGCCAGCUAAAACUGGCAGGGUCUAUGCUAGCGUAGCUGAAAUGAAACGAAAAGGAAAAUCAAACUCGAGAGUACGUUUCUUCGGUGGCUUGGGUGGCGGCUCCGACCUCCACAGAGAUUUCCAUAGUACACCUGACCUGAACAUACAAGCACAAUCGUCCAUCUUGGUUCCAAAGGGUCAUAGAAGUCAAGAGGACGUUAAUGCGGUGAACGGUAGAAAUGGAUUGCCACCGCCUAAUCAUCCCCCACCACCACCACCGGUUGGUCAGGUUGUUAAAGUGAACGUUGGGGCUAAUGUCCCUGACGUCGUUACGCCAGCUUCUGUUUACGAUAACAUGGCACAUAUCCAACAAGUCAAAGAAUUAGCAGCAGCUACGACGGAGGGUGGUUACGGCGUUAUGUCAAGUUUUCGACCGUCGAACAGCGCAAAAUUGUACGCCUCGCCCGAAGACAUGAAAACUGUUGGCUACCGAUCAAGAAGUUUACCAGCCCACGCUACAAGAUCACACGUUAGAAAAUCUCAUAGUCUUCGUGCGCCCAACAACACGACGUUCAAGCCAACAUCGGUUGGACAACAACAAAGUACCGGUAACGCUACGGGAAAUAGUACUGGCAAUGGUACAUCUAUCAAUCUAUCUAAUACCAAUAACAAUCAAUACGCACAACCAUUGAAGACUAACAGGAGCCACAGUACAGCCGGUAUUAGAGAAAGGAAAAAGAAAGUGAUCGGUACGAGUUCCUCCGUGACAAAUUUAUCAUCGCUAACUAAUACCAAUGGCAAUGCCAAUGGUAACAAUAACAAUAACAAUAAUAAUAACAAUAAUAAUAAUAAUAAUAACGGAUGCGGUGGAGGCAGUAUUGGAGGAGGAGGAGGAGGAGGAGGAGGAGGAGGAGGUGGAGGAGCUGGUGUUGGUGGUGGUAGUGUCGUUGUUGUUGGUAAUGGCGGUGGUCCGGUUGUCCCGUCAUCAGCACCACCAAUACCAGAACCAGAUUACAGUCUCUCGGAAUCAGAAAACGAUGACGAAGCUGAAGAAGAUACAGACGAGGAAGUCGAAUCUGACAUAGCUAAGGAAUUAGAAAAGGCCGCGGCACGUGAUAAAUUGGAAUCGACUCGUGAAACCUCUGGUAAUUCGAACGCAUCCGGUUCGAGUUCAUCCGGUUCAAGUUCUUUGCCGCAUUCGUUCAGCGUCGAGGAAAUACAAAAAGUGAGGACCCAAUUGAAAUCGUCGAAGAGUCAUCCAAACGAUUUUCUAUUGCAACAAACUCAACAGUCUUUAGCCGAGGACGGUGACAACAGUUCGAGCGGAGUUAGCUCUGAUCAGGAUGUACCGGUAGGUCCUCCAAUGGGAUUCGACGAUACUACGACUGUUAGGAAUCAUCCUAACGAUAUUAAUCAACAACAUGCUGGUGGUACAUUGUUAUCAGUUGGUAACAAUGAUAAAGAAUCUGGAAGUAACUCGAAGCGUACCGGUUAUGGGGGUAGUGGUAUGUUAACCAGGCAUGCUGUUAGCCUUGCGCAAUUACCACCACCCAUUGAGGCAGAUUCCGAAGAUCAAAACAAUGAUCUAUUCGUACCACCACCUCCAGAAUUUAACGCUGGUGGACCCUCAGCUGCCGCUGCUGCUGCUGUUGCUGCUGCUGCGGCUGCAGCGGCCGCUGCUGCUGCAGCUGCUGCUGCUACUGCUGCCGCCAAUACCUCUAACGUUGCCAAUGCGGACGAACUGGUCUUUGCUCCGCCACCACAAUUCUCUGACAACAAACAACAACAACAACAGCAACAACAGACCCAACAAAAUCGUGUCAAGAUUAUUGGGGCUAUUCCUAAAGUAACUGGGAACCAAGUUAAAGCUUCGGCCGGACGAUUACAUAGUCAAUGAAUUAAUCCGCAAAAUGUAUAACACACGUACACGCGCACACACACACACACACACACACACACACAGAGAUACCCAGUCAGGCAGAUAGACUGUCUCUUCAAUAGAGAGUCUCUUCUCUCUGUCGUUGAAAUUUUCAAUUUUUGAUAUGAAAAGUCAAUACUUAAAAUAUCGUAGUAGAAUUUUUGAUAAGCUCUCUGCGGGACGAUACACUUUUAUUUUCUCUUUUUUCUUUUUUUUUUUUUUUAUUACAUUUUUCUUUUUUCUUUUUUUGGUUCUUUUUUUUGUUUUUUUUUCUUUUUCUUUUUCUCUUCAUAGAUCGCUCUUUCGCCAAGCCAGUCUUCUCGUGUGCUAAUUCUUGCGCUGUUACUUUUUCUUAUUUCUUUUUAUUUUUAUUUUUUUUAUUUCUUGUUUUUUUUUUUUUUUUUUUUUUUUUUUUUAAGAAUAAAAGAGAGAGUACUGGCCUAACGAAAAGAGACAGACAUGAAUUAAUUCUACUACAAAUGCUCCUUCGAGACAAGCGAAAUUUUUUAAACGCAUAAAUAAAGGGAGAGAAAGAAGAAAAAGCGAAACAGAAAGGACGAAAACGCAAACGAAAAUGAUGAAAAUGAUGAGACAAAGGGGUUGGUGGAAGGGGUAAAAAAUCGAGUUGAGUCUCUAUCAUAUAGAAACUUGAAGAAGAAAAAGGAAGAAGAAGAGGAAGAGAAAAGAAAAGAAAUUAAAACCAAAAAAAAAGAAUAAAUAAAUAAAUAAAUAAAUAAAUAAAUAAAUAAAUAAAU